This is a messenger RNA of Suillus bovinus, 2007 nucleotides long. RefSeq names its product MFS general substrate transporter. The record is from RefSeq and is a predicted model, not a curated record. Gene Ontology annotation, biological process: transmembrane transport. Gene Ontology annotation, molecular function: transmembrane transporter activity. The coding region runs from base 229 to 1656 and encodes 475 amino acids. The transcript is spliced from 18 exons. Lineage: Eukaryota; Fungi; Basidiomycota; Agaricomycetes; Boletales; Suillaceae.
CUGCAUUUCACAAGCUCCGAUGCGAAAGCCGCUGCAACGGGGAGGCGGUCUUUCCUUCAAAAGGGUAUGAUUAACUAUUUUUGCUUCGAUGGCUGCGAAUCGAAAUACAAUAGUAAUAACCUAACUAACUGGGCUGUUCAAUCCUUUAACAUUACUCUCUGAGUCUCAUACCAGCUGUUGACAGUUGGAAAGUGUACCCACAUAGUUCAUCGAAUAACUCGCAUAUUCAUGGCACAGGAGAACGUGGAUCCCUACCUGGUACAAUUUGCACCAGACGACAAGGAAAACCCAAAGAACUGGAGCAGACGCAGACGUUGGUAUCUGACAUAUUUCGCGGGCCUAUUGGGAUUUAAUGCCACAUUUGCUUCUUCGGCGCCUUCCGGCAUUGCUACACAACUGAUGGCUCAGUUCAAGCUCUCUGAAGAGGUAGCUGCAUUGACGAUCUCGCUUUUUGUAGCGGGAUAUUGUGUUGGACCCCUUUUCUGGGGCCCACUAUCAGAGCAGUAUGGCAGAAGGUUGAUAUUCCUUGUCACCUUUCCGGUAUACGUUUGUUUCCAAAUUGGUUGUGCACUAUCGAAGAAUACAGCAUCCAUUAUCAUAUUUCGUUUGCUUGGCGGUCUGUUCGCUGCCGCGCCGUUGACCAAUAGCGGUGCCCUGAUAUCAGACAUCUGGGACGCAAAAACACGAGGGAAGGCGUUGGCUCUAUUCACUCUUGCACCGUUUGUUGGACCAGCCCUUGGACCACUGGUUGGGGGUUAUAUUGCUCAGUCGGGGACGCCAUGGCCUUGGUUGUUCUGGAUUCUCACCAUAUUCGCUGCAGUGUGUUUUGUGUUGAUCUACUUCACUCUACCAGAGACAUAUGCUCCCAUUAUCCUUCUGCACAAAGCGGAGCAGAUUCGUUUGAAAACGGGCGAUCACCGAUAUCAUGCUCCUCUGGAGCUGAUCCAAGCAAAGCAGCUAUACAAGCGACUUGAAGAUAGCCUCACCAGGCCUUUUAAAAUUUUCAUUUGCGAACCAAUGCUCAUCGCAGUCACCGCUUACAUGAGUUUCGUCUAUGGAUGUGUAUACCUGCUGUUCGAAGCAUAUCCUGUAGUGUUCACGGUAGGACACGGCUUUCAGCCAGGCGUUUUGGGGUUGACUUACCUACCUUUGGUCGCGGGCAGCAUAAUGGGCGUUUUUGGAUAUCUCUUGAUAUUUCACCCUCAGUACGCGGCAGCCAUGGACAGGCACAAAGCAGGACUGGUUUCUCCAGAGAUACGUCUUAAUCUGGCUAUGUCUGGAGCGCCCCUAUUCGCCAUCACCUUCUUUUGGUUCGGAUGGACAUCUUAUCCAUCAAUUUCAUACUGGGCGCCAAUGAUGGCAGGUACUUUAAUGGGACUCUCUUCGAUUUGGAUUUUUCUUGCAUUAUUCAACUACAUCAUUGACGUCUAUCUCAUUGCUGCUGCAUCUGCCCUUGCUGCGAACACUGUUUUUAGAAGUGCUGCAGGCGCAGUAUUUCCUCUAUUUGCGUCACAGAUGUACACUGCCCUCGACCCCCGAUGGGCUUCAACUUUACUUGGCUGUAUUGCCUGCAUGAUGAUUCCCAUCCCUAUUGUGCUGAAACGCUAUGGGCCCACGUUACGUGCCAGGUCUCGGUUUGCACCUGCGCUUGUUUGAUAUGAACGCACCGCUUUUGCUUCCAAGGACGUUUCUAUAGUGCUGUCGAUGAUAUCUUUAAUGUUACCAGUACGCACAUAUCUAAUGGACAGUCUAGCUGAAACUGUGAAAACCUCUACCUUCUAUCUUUUCUGUAAGAAUUGUAGGUAGUUGAGACUGUCGUCCGCUCAACGUUCAACCAUCACGGUGAUACUGUAUCGAAGUUGGGACCAUGCCUUGAGAGUUGAGUCACGGCUGGUGAGAACUACGCGAUGGGUUAAAGCUUGUGUUUUCAGUAUUGCCGCGGUGGACAGUAUUUAUGUACAUUAUGGGAACUCUUAGUAAACCGUGCUUACAAGAAUUUAAUUUUCC